GAAGUUACUGUUGGGAACAGAUCCAUGUAUGGAAGCAAAAGCAGAAAAGCAUAGAUAAGCUGAGAUCCAGCUAUGCAAACCAUCUUUAGAGACACUUAAAGAACAAGUACCCCAGCUCCUUUCUUUCUGGUAAAUUUAGGGACACUAUCAUAUGAGGGCUUUUUUCCAUUCUGCUGUAUCCACAACUGCUGAGACUCAGCUGGGGCUGAGGACGUGGGGGAACUGCUGAGUGGAAGCAGCCAUGUCGCAGGCAACUCACCCACCCACCUUCCUGGUGAACUUGCAACUCCUGAGCAUUGUGGUGGUGCUGCUCUUCCAUGCAGAUGGCAUACAUGGAGAAAGCCCCAGCGAAGUGCCUGCAAACAAGUCUGAGGUUUGCACAGGCUCAUACAUCUGCAAAAAGGGUGUGAUCUUACCAAUAUGGGAACCCCAAGAUCCCUCGUUUGGUGACAAAAUAGCUCGAGCAACAGUGUAUUUUGUAGCAAUGGUAUACAUGUUCCUGGGAGUAUCCAUCAUAGCUGACCGCUUCAUGUCCUCCAUUGAAGUCAUCACAUCCCAAGAACGGGAAAUAACCAUCAAGAAGCCCAAUGGCGAGACCAGCAAAACCACAGUGAGGAUCUGGAACGAGACUGUUUCCAACCUCACAUUGAUGGCCUUGGGCUCAUCCGCUCCUGAGAUCCUUCUGUCCGUCAUCGAAGUGUGUGGCCAUGGCUUCACAGCAGGGGACUUAGGGCCAAGCACAAUUGUGGGGAGUGCUGCAUUUAAUAUGUUUGUCAUCAUUGCAAUCUGUGUUUACGUUGUUCCUGACGGAGAAAUAAGGAAGAUCAAGCACUUGCGAGUGUUUUUUGUUACAGCAGCCUGGAGCAUCUUUGCCUACACUUGGCUUUACAUUAUUUUAUCUGUGUCUUCUCCUGGGAUUGUGGAGGUUUGGGAAGGCUUGCUCACCUUCUUCUUCUUCCCAAUCUGUGUAGUGUUUGCCUGGAUAGCUGACAGGAGGCUUUUAUUUUACAAGUACGUCUACAAGAAAUACCGAGCUGGCAAACAGAGAGGCAUGAUCAUUGAGCAUGAGGGUGACCGACCCUCCUCCAAAGCUGAUAUUGAGAUGGACGGAAAGGUUGCUAAUUCUCAUGUGGAGAACUUUUUAGAUGGGACACUGGUGUUGGAGGUAGAUGAAAAAGACCAGGAUGAUGAGGAAGCCAGGAGGGAAAUGGCUCGGAUCCUGAAGGAGCUGAAACAAAAGCAUCCUGACAAGGAAAUUGAGCAGCUUAUAGAGUUGGCCAACUACCAGGUCCUAAGUCAGCAGCAGAAGAGCAGGGCUUUCUAUCGCAUCCAGGCCACUCGACUUAUGACAGGAGCUGGCAACAUCCUGAAGAGACAUGCUGCAGACCAGGCCCGCAAAGCUGUCAGCAUGCAUGAGGUCAACAGUGAGGUGGCAGAAAAUGAUCCCAUCAGCAAGCUGUACUUUGAACAGGGUACCUACCAGUGUCUGGAGAACUGUGGUACCGUUGCCCUGACCAUCAUUCGUCGGGGUGGCGACUUGACCAACACAGUGUAUGUUGACUUCCGGACAGAGGAUGGGACAGCCAACGCCGGCUCUGACUAUGAAUUCACUGAAGGGACAGUGGUCUUCAAGCCUGGAGAGACCCAGAAGGAAAUCCGUGUUGGCAUAAUUGAUGAUGACAUAUUUGAGGAGGAUGAGAAUUUUCUGGUCCAUCUCAGCAACGUCCGCGUGAGUACUGAGGCAGAUGAGGGUAUUCUCGAGGCCAGUCGUGUCUCCACACUUGCCUGCCUGGGCUCACCAUCUACUGCCACCGUCACCAUCUUUGACGAUGACCAUGCUGGCAUAUUCACCUUUGAGGAACCAGUAACACAUGUCAGUGAGAGCGUGGGGACCAUGGAAGUGAAAGUGUUGCGAACAUCCGGCGCACGAGGAAAUGUUAUUGUGCCCUAUAAAACCAUUGAAGGCUCAGCCAAAGGUGGAGGAGAAGACUUUGAAGACACCUGUGGGGAGCUGGAGUUCCAGAACGAUGAGAUAGUGAAAUUCAUUGCCCUUAGAAUACUUGACCGUGAGGCGUAUGAGAAAGAGUGCAGUUUCUUCCUUGUGCUUGGGGACCCGGUGUGGCUACGACGAGGAGUGAAAGCGCUGUUGUUGAAUGAGCUUGGUGGCUUCACCAUCACAGAGGAGAACGAGGAGAAGCAGCCACUGACCAGCAAGGAGGAGGAAGAGCGUCGAAUCGCAGAGAUGGGGCGCCCCAUCCUGGGGGAGCACACCAAGCUCGAAGUCAUCAUUGAGGAAUCCUAUGAGUUCAAGAACACAGUGGACAAGCUCAUUAAGAAGACAAACCUGGCAUUGGUGGUUGGCACAAACAGCUGGAGAGAGCAGUUUAUUGAGGCUAUUACCGUCAGCGCGGGGGAAGACGACGAUGACGAUGAAUGUGGGGAGGAGAAGCUGCCCUCCUGCUUUGACUACGUGAUGCACUUUCUGACCGUCUUCUGGAAGGUCCUUUUCGCCUUCGUACCCCCGACAGACUACUGGAACGGCUGGGCCUGCUUCGUUGUCUCCAUCCUCAUGAUCGGCAUCCUGACAGCAUUCAUCGGCGACCUGGCGUCCCACUUCGGCUGCACCAUUGGCUUGAAGGACUCUGUCACUGCAGUCGUGUUUGUGGCGCUGGGGACAUCAGUGCCAGACACGUUUGCCAGUAAAGUAGCAGCAACGCAAGACCAGUAUGCGGAUGCCUCCAUCGGGAACGUCACCGGGAGCAAUGCUGUGAACGUUUUCUUGGGCAUCGGAGUGGCCUGGUCCAUCGCAGCCAUCUACCACGCGGCGCAUGGACAAUCCUUUGAAGUCUCACCUGGCACUCUGGCCUUCUCCGUCACUCUCUUCACCAUUUUUGCUUUUAUCAGUGUGGGUGUGCUGCUCUAUCGGAGGAGACCCGAAAUUGGAGGUGAGCUGGGCGGGCCGCGGACUUCCAAGCUGCUCACGUCCUCACUCUUUAUCCUCCUCUGGCUCUUGUACAUAUUCUUCUCAUCUCUGGAAGCCUACUGCCACAUAAAAGGCUUCUAAAGGAACAAUCAGAGAUAGUAAAUAUAUGUAUAUCUAUAUGUAUCUAUAUAGAGAAAUAUAUAGGUAUAGAUAUAGAUAUAACGCUGUGUAUAAUGAACAGAGAAAGAAUAAAAGAGAUUUGCCAUGUUCACACACCUGCUGAUGGAAAGCAGCUUUGGAGCGUCCUUUGAACUAGGCAGGACCCCAAAGUCAGCUGGACCCCUCCUCAGGGGUCCCUUCUUUGCAACUCUACCAGUGAGAGCAGCCAGCAGCCCCUGAGCCCUUUCCCAUUGCUCCCACUGACUUCGGGAGGAUGGAUGCGAAGGCAACUGGGCGAGUUGGCACAGGGAAGGCCGAGUGGCUGGCUAGAAGUGGAGCCAGUGGGCAAGGAAAGGAGAGCAAGGGUCCCGACCUCCGACCAUCCUCCGUCUGCCUUCGCCACUUGGGAACAUCUCCUCCGGCCCUAUCGGAAAGAAGCAAGAGACCAGACUGAAGACAAGGGGAAAUUGGGAGCCUUCUAAGGAUAGAACACAACCAUUUUCAUCAUUUGUUGGUUUUUUUUUUUUCAUUUUGAUGUGUGUACAAUUGGCAUUCCUCCCUUUCUCCCCACUCCAUUUUCCCCUUUCCCCUUGUUCUCUGUGCUUUGGGGACGCAGCCACGUGUCUGGUGUCCUGAGCUGAGGUCCCACCUCGUCCCUCCCUGGGCAUGCUGUCAUGGUACUAGUAACAUUUGCAUGAACGAUACGACCCCUAUCUGUAUAUAACAUCCUAUAGCGAUAGUCCUUCCAGCCGUGUGGGUUGAGCAUUGCUGAUACAAGUGUUCUCUUUUCACCUGGUUUUAUUUAUUAUAGCUAGUUUAGCUUUUCCCAUAGGUUUGGGGUUUUUUUUGUUGUUGUUGUUUGGUUGGUUGUUUCCUCUUCACAGGGAGUGACGGGAGGGAAAGCUUUCCCCACUCCCUGCUCUGUGCAUGUGUCCCUGAGAAGCAAUAACAGCCACACGGGCAUAGAUUUUCUGUGUCCCCAGAGGCCAACUGACAGCCCUCGUUUCAGGACCUGUCCUUGGGGCUGCUCCUUCCCCACAGCCAUUUGGAGGCAGUAUAAUUCAGCGCAAGGGCCGUAAGGAGUUCUCCUCGUGUGCCACGUUGGGGCGCAGCCCUGGCACAGAGGGAAGCGGCUGGUGAGCAGGGGGACAGGGAGGAGGCAGGGCAAGGGAUGUGUCUGGCACCCAGCGAGCAUGUCCCCUCUGAAACCGAUGGAAGGGGCACAACAGGGCCACCUCAGGAUGCCCGCAGUAUCUGGGGGUGUCCCCUCCCCGCGCCUCCCACCAGCCAUCCUGGCGGCCCAGACAGGCAAUCCCAGCAUGCGCGUCCACCGGGGAGCUCCUCCGACCUGGCUGGAACGCACCUCUGCACCAUACCCCUGGGGCUGGGGUAUUUGUAUUCAUUUUGAACAGUCUGCAGGAGCUUCGUUGAACCUGUUGUAAGAGUUUCUCCAAGAGCCUGAAGAUUUUUUUUCCUUGUUAAUCCUCUUCUCGCUUUUGAAAGGUUAUUGUGGUUUUCCUUCUGGUUUUUCGUUUGCUUUAAGGGAAGAAUUGAACACAGAUGCAGGUUGUUCAGGUGUGUGAUUACCUUUAUGUACAAUGACUUCAUUUUCAUUUGUUUGCCUUCGUUGAUUUUUCAUUGUGUGUAUUGCCCACCACUAUAGGCAGUGAGUCCACUAAUUGUGAUGAUCCUUAUCAAUGGUACACAAUGCACAGACAAAUAAAGUUUGCAAUGAUUCCUCAUGGA
Molecule: messenger RNA, 4828 nt
Organism: Numida meleagris (helmeted guineafowl)
Lineage: Eukaryota; Metazoa; Chordata; Aves; Galliformes; Numididae
Gene: SLC8A1
Product: solute carrier family 8 member A1
Exons: 9
Coding region: 242-3064 (940 amino acids)
Biological process (GO): calcium ion import across plasma membrane; cell communication; sodium ion transmembrane transport
Cellular component (GO): axon; postsynapse; sarcolemma
Molecular function (GO): calcium:sodium antiporter activity
Source: RefSeq, a predicted model, not a curated record